UAAGGCCGCCUGCGGCGGCGCAGGCGUUGGUGUUCGGUAGUGUCCGGUCUAUGGAGUCAGUUGGUUUUGGCGGCGGAGCGGAGGUAGCAAGCGGUGUUCGAGUGGGGGCCUUUGCCCCGCCAGGAUGUUACCGGGCUUGGCCGCCGCCGCCGCGGCCCACAGAUGUAGCUGGUCUUCCCUUUGCCGGCUCCGUCUGCGCUGCAGGGCGGCAGCCUGCGGCUCCAGCGACCUCCAGGAAUGGCAGAAUUUAGUGACAUUUGGGAGGUUUUCAAAUAUUGUUCCCUGUUGCACACUGAAUCAAGUAAAGUCGUAUUCCACAAAUGUUCGGAAAGAAGGACAGGGAUCACAAACUCACAAAAUGGAAAAAGUACCAUCAUUUGAUGAAGCAGCAGAGAAUAUUGGUACAGAACUGAAAGCUCCACUUAUUAAGCAAGAACCUCUCCAAGUAAGAGUCAAAGCAGUCCUUAAAAAGAGGGAAUAUGGACCAAAGUACACUCAGAAUAAUUUCAUCACUGGAGUCAGAGCAAUGAAUGAGUUCUGCCUCAAAUCCAGUGAUCUAGAACAACUUCGAAAAAUCAGACGACGAAGUCCUCAUGAAGAUACCGAGUCCUUUACUGUAUACUUGAGAUCAGAUGUGGAGGCAAAGUGGUCGUGUGUACAUAGAUCUUUGGAAGUUUGGGGAAGCCCUGAAGCUCUUGCCAGAGAGAAAAAACUUCGUAAGGAAGCAGAAAUAGAAUAUAGAGAAAGGCUAUUUAGAAACCAAAAAGUAUUGAGAGAAUAUAGAGAGUUUCUGGGAAAUACCAAGCCACGCUCUAGAACAACAUCAGUUUUUUUUAAGGGGCCAGGAAAGGUGGUGAUGGUUGCCAUUUGCAUCAAUGGAUUAAACUGUUUCUUCAAAUUUCUUGCCUGGAUUUAUACGGGUUCAGCAAGUAUGUUCUCAGAAGCUAUACACUCUUUAUCUGAUACUUGUAAUCAGGCCUUACUAGCAUUGGGCAUCAGUAAGUCUGUUCAAACACCAGAUCCUACUCAUCCGUAUGGAUUUUCAAAUAUGCGCUAUAUUGCUUCACUAAUUAGUGGUGUUGGUAUUUUCAUGAUGGGUGCAGGAUUAUCUUGGUACCAUGGAGUCAUGGGAUUGCUUAAUCCUCAACCAAUAGAAUCUCUUCUAUGGGCAUAUUGUAUUUUAGCAGGAUCAUUAGUAUCUGAAGGAGCAACACUUCUUGUUGCUGUAAAUGAGCUUCGUAGGAGUGCUCGGGCCAAAGGAAUGUCACUUUACAAGUAUGUAAUGGAAAGUCGUGAUCCUAGUACAAAUGUUAUAUUAUUGGAGGAUACUGCAGCAGUGUUGGGAGUGACAAUAGCAGCCACUUGUAUGGGCCUUACUUCUAUAACAGGCAAUCCACUGUAUGACAGCCUAGGUUCUUUGGGUGUGGGCACCUUAUUAGGUGUGGUCUCAGCAUUCCUCAUCUACACUAACACAGAAGCACUCUUAGGGCGAUCCAUCCAGCCAGAACAAGUACAACGGCUUACUGAACUCCUGGAGAACGACCCAUCAGUAAGGGCAAUUCAUGACGUUAAAGCCACAGAUCUAGGAUUAGGGAAAGUAAGAUUUAAGGCAGAAGUAGAUUUCGAUGGACGAGUUGUUACGAGAUCGUAUUUGGAAAAACAAGAUUUUGACCAAAUGCUACAAGAAAUUCAAGAAGUGAAGACUCCUGAAGAACUAGAGACCUUUAUGCUUAAACAUGGAGAAAAUAUUAUUGAUACUUUAGGAGCUGAAGUAGAUAGGCUUGAGAAGGAACUGAAAAAACGAAAUCCUGAAGUUCGACAUGUAGAUCUGGAGAUAUUAUAGACUUGAUGGAAUGAAUCACCUUGGAGGGAGUCUUGGAAACAAGUUUGCCAAGACUGCUUUCCCACACUGAAGGAGUCAAUGCCAUUCAGAAGCCGUUUUUUUUUUUUUUUAAGAUGGAGGAAAUAUUUAUGUAAAGAGCAAUUCAACAGUCCACAGAACUAAAACAACUUCUUCUAAGAGACAUAUUACAAGUUGAAUCAAUUUGAAAAUCAUGUUUUUAUGUUUCAGCAGGAAACAUUUUGGUUACUUAAAUUGUUCAUAAUUUCUUAUUUUAGCCUGUCAUUGUGUAUUGUACCUUAUAAUCAUGUUUCCUUUCUUCACAUUGGUAAAAAAUAAGCAGCAUCUGUAAGAUUAUGAUUUUUAAUUUUAUUGCCAGUGAAGAUUUCACUCCGUCAAAACCUGUCAAUCUUGAACAUUCUGGCUAAAUCUUGGUUUGCGGUUUUUAAAACAGUCACUCCAUUUCAAAGUCUGUCUUUCCUUAUAGAAUGUAGACAUUAUUUUAACGUACCUUGUGUUUUUUGCCCUGAGCACGAAGAGGAACACUUUCCAAACCUAGUUAUCCAUAAACGUUCAUUCCAGAAAGGGCUUUGUUACUGAAUGGAAGGAAGAGAUUUCAGUACACUCUUUUUAGGUCAUGCUACUUGCCAUUUUGUAAAAUUUCUUUUCUCUUCUUUGCUUUUUUUUUCCUUAUUUAGUUUAAGUUUCCUAGUGAUAGGAAAUAUAAAAUAGCCCUAGAUAUUUCCAUGGGCCAGUGUGAUGACUGGUUUUUUGUUUUUUAACUGGCUUCAGUCCCAUAAUGUGUAUUUACUAGGAGAUAAUGCAUUUAUAAGCAUUUUAACAUGUAAAGUGGACUAGAAAUAUUUAUAAUUUCACAGAAAAGACAGCAUUUUAUUUUUAAUUUAUUUUAAAAGAGGCACUACUUGUGUAAAUCUGAACUGUGGGAUAGUUCUUUCUUUGAGAGAUAGAGAAGUAAACCUCUUAUGCAGAAACUUGUGGCCAUGACUUUUGUAUAAUAUCAUAAGACAGUAGUGUGUCUGUAACAUGAGUUUCUUGCAGUUACAAAUGGGCAUUUAGCAUACUGUAUGAUUAUAAUAUUAUGUGAUAAGUAGCUUUCUAAUGAUCAUAAGGUAUCAAGAUGAAAAAACAUGCAAUUCAGUAAUUGAAAAUUUAGUGCAAAACUACAGCUGUGUCUCCAUUCAUCAAAAGAAUUCAUAUGCACUGUAAAUUGUUCAGGUACCAGUGAGCAUUGUCCAUGCAAGAGUGGUAGCUGGGUGAAUAAUCUCUUUGCUAGGUAAGUGAGUGCUUAAGAACCUAGGUCAGUGUCUAAAAACUUACUUAGAUUGAAGUUUAUGAGUUAUAGCAAGUUACAAUGCUGGAAACAAAAAAUAAACAUUUGAUUAAA
Lagenorhynchus albirostris (white-beaked dolphin) is the source of this 3245-nucleotide messenger RNA. It is a transcript of the gene SLC30A9, whose product is annotated as solute carrier family 30 member 9. Bases 125 to 1843 code for a protein of 572 amino acids. The transcript is spliced from 18 exons. Lineage: Eukaryota; Metazoa; Chordata; Mammalia; Artiodactyla; Delphinidae. Gene Ontology annotation, cellular component: membrane; nucleus. The record is from RefSeq and is a predicted model, not a curated record. Gene Ontology annotation, biological process: zinc ion transport; positive regulation of transcription by RNA polymerase II; transmembrane transport. Gene Ontology annotation, molecular function: monoatomic cation transmembrane transporter activity.